This is a messenger RNA of Schistosoma turkestanicum, 1636 nucleotides long. The record is from the annotation of a GenBank genome assembly. Lineage: Eukaryota; Metazoa; Platyhelminthes; Trematoda; Strigeidida; Schistosomatidae.
UAAAAUCUGGAAUUAUAAACCAAAAGUCAGUAGCGUUACACAUGCUUCUGUAUCUGUUGUCCUUGACAAGUUCUGUUUGUUUGACUUAUCGGUAGAGCCCUGUCCGCUGUAUUAGGCGCAUUUCUUAGAGAUGUUCUCAAAAGGUGUCAAUGCAUUCAGAUUCGGGAUCAGUUGUAGGAGCUUCUUGACCUCUUCAAAGCAUUCUCCAAAAGUUGCAGUAUUAGGUGCUAGUGGUGGGAUAGGUCAGCCGAUGUCACUGCUCUUGAAACAAUCACCUUUAAUUUCUCAGCUUGCAUUGUAUGAUAUUGCUCACGUAAAAGGUGUUGCUGCUGACCUCAGUCAUAUUGAAACCCAACCUCAUGUAACUGCACAUAUUGGACCCGGCGAACUUGCAGAAUGUCUAUCAGGAGCAAGUGUUGUUAUAAUUCCCGCGGGAAUGCCUCGUAAGCCUGGGAUGACACGUGAUGAUUUGUUCAAUACAAACGCAUCGAUUGUUGCAGAACUUAUUGAUUCGUGCGCUAAAAAUUGCCCGAAAGCAAUGAUAUGCAUAAUCACAAAUCCUGUCAAUAGCACUGUGCCGAUUGCAGCGGAGAUUUUAAAACGCCACAACGUUUAUGAUCCAAAGCGCCUGUUUGGGGUUACGACCCUUGAUGUAGUUCGAUCAAAUACAUUUAUUGCUCAGGCAAAAGAUCUUGCCGUGCGAAAGGUUUCUUGUCCUGUCAUUGGUGGUCACUCAGGUAUUACGAUUCUUCCUGUAAUAUCCCAAUGUAGACCCCAUGUAUCAUUUCCCCAGGAUGAAAGAGAAAAAAUCACAAAACGUAUUCAAGAGGCCGGCACUGAAGUUGUUGAGGCAAAGGCUGGAGCGGGGUCUGCUACUUUAUCAAUGGCUUAUGCUGGAGUAAGAUUUGCUGCUUCACUUUUAGAAGCCAUGAGUGGUCGAGCUGGUGUGGUGGAGUGUGCUUUUGUACAAUCAGAUGUUAGUGAAUGUGAAUUCUUUUCAACUCCCCUUGCACUUGGUGCUGAAGGUGUUGAAAAGAAUAUGGGUAUUGGAAAAUUGAAUGAAUAUGAAAUUGACUUACUGAAAAAGGUCAUCCCAGAGCUAAAAGCAAAUAUUGAGAAAGGCAAAGAGUUUGCAGCUAAUUAUACAUCUAAAUAAGCUAUGAUUAUAAAUCAUGAAUUUGUUUCCUCCAUCAAAUAAUGUGCUUAUAGUUAUUCUUAACACAGCCUACAUCUAUAUGUUUUUUAUGUGUAAUCAUCUCUUUUAUUUUUCUGUAGUAUAAUGGAAGAGAUUGUUAACUUCAUUGCUUCGAACUUGUUUACUUGAUUUUUCAUUUUGUUUGAUACCUAGAAAUUUACUUAGCUGUCCUUUAUUCUUUUCUCUUUGACAUGGUUUUCAUCUCAUCCUUUUUCUCAUUCAUGCUAUAUGGUUUCCGAACUUAAUAGUAGUGUUACAUUGAUUCAGCGUGUAUUUGUGUCCAGAACAGCACUUAUUUUAAAAUACCUAGGUUCAUUUAUACUUAAUAUAUAUCUGAAAAAAUAAUAUGCAUUUCAUUUUUUGGUUUUGUUAGUGUUUUUAUUGGAAAUUUUCUGGGCAUGCACCCAACUCAAUAAAUUUCUUGGAGAUACAAUUCAGUGA